Ostreobium quekettii is the source of this 300-nucleotide messenger RNA. Lineage: Eukaryota; Viridiplantae; Chlorophyta; Ulvophyceae; Bryopsidales; Ostreobiaceae. The record is from the annotation of a GenBank genome assembly.
AUGGGCAACCUUCCAAUUUUCAGCGAACACGGCGUUGCCUUCGAGAGGGCCAUUGUGAAACACUUCCAGACCCGCAUCUUCGUUCCGGACGAUUAUGUAGUUGAGUAUGGCGACACUGGGCUGGAGAUGUUCAUCAUAAAGGACGGGGCAUGCCGCGUGACAACGGGAGACGGCAAGGUGGAGCUUGCUUUUCUAAAGGCCGGCGACUACUUUGGCGAUAUCGACAUGAUCCUGGGAGUGCGGCGAAUAGCCGCCGUGAAGACCAUAACUUACUGCACGCUGCUGGUGCUAAAGAGGUGA